Molecule: messenger RNA, 1945 nt
Organism: Gossypium raimondii (Peruvian cotton)
Lineage: Eukaryota; Viridiplantae; Streptophyta; Magnoliopsida; Malvales; Malvaceae
Product: protein SHI RELATED SEQUENCE 1
Exons: 2
Coding region: 684-1709 (341 amino acids)
Biological process (GO): positive regulation of DNA-templated transcription
Cellular component (GO): nucleus
Molecular function (GO): DNA binding; DNA-binding transcription factor activity
Source: RefSeq, a predicted model, not a curated record
AUUUUUUUCGUUUCGAGUUUUUUGUUUGUUCAUUAAGAAACACACGAGAAAAGAAAAGAAAAGAAAAGACCCUGCAAGAAAUCAGAGAAACAGAGAGAGAUGGGGUUAUGGGAAGAGACUUAAAUUGGGUUAAUAACAGUUUACAGUAGAGAGAGAAAGGGGCAUGGCGGCGUUGGCAGAAAAGAGUGCUGUAAAUUCUUGUAUCGUGUCUUAAAUGUCUUUGCAACGACAAGAAAAACAAAGUUAAGUUCAAAAGCCAGGCCAGCUGCCGCAGCACAACGAAAAAUCCUUGAGGAAAGUGAAAGGGGAAGCAAGCAAAGCUUUGAUUCGAGUAUAAACGCUGCGCUUUUCCUACACCACAACCCCUUGGUUCUUUUUUUUUUUUUUCUUGUUUCCUUUCUUUUCUUGCAAUUAGGGGCGCACCGACACCAGCCAAAAAAAAAACAACGAAUAAAUUACUAUGUACUGAUUAGCAACAACAACAACAACUGCUCACUUUCACUUCUUGUUUUGUUAGAUAGCAGCGUGUGCUUAGACACGUGCAAAAGGAGAAGAAUUGGCAAUAGCGGCUGUGGGAAACAAAAAACAAUCGGGUUCUGAAAAUCAAAAGGGAGAGGUGGGGAAGCUUCUGAUAUGGAUUGUCGGUCACAAUUGAGGUCUGGGAGAGGUUUAGAGGAGGAACAAUGGCGGGGUUUUUUUCACUAGGAGGAAGAGGGAGCAACAGCCAAGAAGACCAACGAAACAAUCCACCGCCGACCGAUAUCCAACCCGAGAGCUGGUUUUGGUACAAAAAUGAGGAUGCUUCUUUCAAGGGUUUCGAAUUGUGGCAACAGCAAGAAGCUUUCCAACGCCAGUACCAAAGCAUCGGCAGCAACAGCAACAACAACCAGCAAGGCCAACAGCUACAAGAUCUUUAUUCGUCAGCAGCUGGAUUAGGAGUUGGGCCUAGCAGGAGCUCGAUCAACAUCGCUGAUGAUUCCUCCUCGAGAUCGGCUUUUAUGAUAAUGGGUGGUGGAGGUGGAGGCGUAAGUUGCCAAGAUUGUGGUAAUCAAGCUAAGAAGGAUUGCCUUCACAUGAGGUGUAGAACCUGUUGUAAAAGCCGAGGAUUCGACUGCCAAACCCAUGUUAAAAGUACUUGGGUUCCUGCUUCCAAGCGCCGUGAAAGACAACAACAACUUGCUUCUUUACAGCAGCAGCAACAACAGCUUCGUGGAGAGAAUCCCAAAAGACAGCGAGAGAAUCCAACAUCUUCUCCUCUUGCCUUCACUCGUUUACCCACAAACGCGUCAGGGUUAGAAGUGGGGGAUUUUCCGGCAGAAGUGAACUCUGAAGCAAUGUUCCGGUGCGUGAGAGUGAGUGGCAUUGAAGAUGGUGACGAUCAGUAUGCUUAUCAGACGGCUGUGAACAUCGGAGGGCAUGUUUUCAAGGGAAUUCUUUACAAUCAAGGCCCCGAAAGCGGCUACAACAUGGCUGCAGCAGUUGGUGAGAGUUCUUCCGGCGAUGGAAUCCAACAACUUGAUCUUAUUACUGCUGGUCCCACCGCCGCCGCUUCCAACGCGGGUACCGUCGCAGGCAACGCCAGUUGCAGCAGCGUUACAGCUGCUGCGUCUUCAUCAACCGUCGCAUUUUUAGAUCCUUCCUCUCUUUAUGCAGCUCCACUCAACACUUUCAUGGCUGGUACGCAGUUUUUCCCGAACCCAAGAUCUUAAAAACACGUCCAUAGUCCUUUUUUCUAGGUCUCUUCUUCGUUGUCUACUUUCUUGCCCUCGAUCAUAAUGAAGUACUACAACAUUUGACACCCACCAUUGAUGAACUAGGUAGUUGUUAAGAAAAAGGUUUAAGAAAAGAGAGAAAGAGAGAGAGAUGUUUGGUAUUUUUGUUGUGAAAAAAUUUGAAUGCUUUUUAGUUCCAAAUCAUCAAUAUAAAUUCUUCUUCUUCUGCUGCU